AUGGCUCUAAUACAUGCUGAUCCUCUUCUCAGCUCCCAUAAAGACAUGGAGAGUGUAGAUAGAGAAGGAAAAUCUCGUAAUAUUUCCAUCAACAAGAAACACCUGCUUCUUGGAGGCAUUGCUGCUGGUGGAAUUUUAAUUGGCGUCAUUAUUGGCAUGAUUUGCGCCUUCGUUUUCAAAUCAAUGCCAGUUGUCAUCUCCAAUCAAUAUGAUACCCUUGAUAAUUGCAAUACUUAUUCAACAUUUUCUUGCAAAGGAAAUUCUGCUGAAAUGGAUUCAAAGUAUUUCCAGAACAAGUGGAAUACACCAAAGCACUGUGAAGAUCGUUGGAAACCAGGUUUCCAGGAUAGGUCAAAAUUAACUGGCUAUGCUCAGCUCAAAUAA
Messenger RNA from Trichomonas vaginalis G3, 384 nucleotides. Its product is annotated as alpha-amylase family. The record is from RefSeq and is a predicted model, not a curated record. Lineage: Eukaryota; Parabasalia; Trichomonadida; Trichomonadidae. The transcript has a single exon. Bases 1 to 384 code for a protein of 127 amino acids.